GAUGGCCGGAAGUCUGGGGGUGGGGCCCGCUCGGAAAGAGCGGGAAGCUCAGGGCGCUUCUGAGCACGCGCGAGGCGUCGUCGCUCGCGCUGAGGAGGUCUUCCUGGGACGCGACCCUGGCCUCUGCUCCGAGAUCCCCGACCGCACCUUGGAGAAGAUGAACUGUGAGAUGGGCGGCCACCAAGUGAAAGUGUUUGGGAGAGCAAUCCAUGCUUUGGCUCGAAUUAGUGAGGAACUGUGGCUUGACCCGACUGAAAGAGGUCUUGCUCUUCGGUCUGUGAAUUCUUGUAGAUCAGCUUAUGCAAGUGUUUUAUUCCCAACUUCAUUCUUCCAACUGUAUCAGUGGUCAGCUACGCUUCAAAUAUGUGACAGUAACAUGCCAUUGCAUCUAAAAUGUAAAUUAGGAAUGAAGUCAGUUCUGCCCAUAUUUAGAUGUCUGAAUAUACUUGAAAGAAAUGUAGAAAAGUGCAGUAUUUUUACGAGUGCUAAUACAUGCCGUGUGAUUUUUCAACUCUUCUGCAAACAUGGUAUUAUAAAAACUCAUAAUCUGUCUUUCCAAGAAUCUGAGCCUUUACAAGCUGUUUUUGCAAAGAAUAUGUGUCCUAAUAUAUUGAAAGUUCAGUCAAGGUUGUUGGCUGAUAUAAUGAUUCAUUUUCCACUGAGUCAAGAAGAAAUUACUUUAGCUGUGACACCAAUGAAAGUUUGCUUUAAGAGCUAUAUUGAGGAUGAAAUAGAUUUUGCCAAGUGUAUGUACACUGAAAUGCAUCUCGAUCCUGAUGAAUUUGACUACUUUCAAAUUGGAGUUGACACUGAAGUAACAUUUUGUCUUAAAGAACUGAGGGGACUGCUGGCAUUUUCAGAAGCUACAAUUGCUCCUGUGUCUAUUUAUUUUGAUCUUUCUGGAAAGCCUGUGGCUUUCAGCAUUGAUGAAAUGGUCUUAGAAGCCACUUUUGUUUUGGCUACGUUAGCUGAUGUUCAAAGUAGUCGAUCUUCUCCAAGUUCACUGUGCCUUUCACAAAGACUGAAAAGGUCAGAUCUGAUGAAGUCAAAGGCAGACGCUGGAGACGAUCUGACAAACACAGAAAAGGAGUCGAGCACAGUCAGAGCAGCAUCCAAGAGGCCCUCACGCCAUGAGAGACAGCUCGACGCCACUGAAUUAGAAAGUUUUUAUGUUCCUGCAGUGAAAAGACUGGACACGCACAUUGCUGAAGCAACAGAAAACUACCAAGUCUAUAGUAAGUUUUGUUCUCUGUUCUUUGGAGCAGUUUCACCUAAGCAACAUGACUUCAACCACCCAUGGAUCAAUCUGGCAACAGUGAGUGACAGUGAAGAAGAUGUUAGUAAUGGUCCACUAUCUCAAGUCUUCUAAUGUUUAAUGGUGGCUCCAGAAGCUUGGCUUCCAGACUGUCGACUAGAUGACCCACCACUCAAACGUGCAUCUGUAUAAUGAGUUCCUAUACAUGUUGUCUGUUUACAAGAGAACCCCCUAAGGGGUUCAGAGUACUUGGUUAUAAGAGCAUUGAAAAUGUCACUUUAAAUAGCAACUGUUAUUAAAUGUGUUUGGUUGU
This is a messenger RNA of Phascolarctos cinereus (koala), 1568 nucleotides long. It is a transcript of the gene RAD9B, whose product is annotated as RAD9 checkpoint clamp component B. The record is from RefSeq and is a predicted model, not a curated record. Gene Ontology annotation, biological process: mitotic intra-S DNA damage checkpoint signaling; DNA repair; cellular response to ionizing radiation. Gene Ontology annotation, cellular component: checkpoint clamp complex. NCBI's taxonomy places the organism in Eukaryota, Metazoa, Chordata, Mammalia, Diprotodontia, Phascolarctidae.